This is a messenger RNA of Athene cunicularia (burrowing owl), 1157 nucleotides long. Its product is annotated as protein PRRC2C. The coding region runs from base 177 to 1157 and encodes 326 amino acids. The record is from RefSeq and is a predicted model, not a curated record. The transcript is spliced from 6 exons. NCBI's taxonomy places the organism in Eukaryota, Metazoa, Chordata, Aves, Strigiformes, Strigidae.
UUCCUCCGCUAUCUUAUCAGAGAGUGGGGGAGAGGGAUGUGAAUGGCCGGCCAUGGACACAUGGGGUCUGGCUGCUGGCUGAUUUCAAACCUCCACAGGCCCGCCCGUGGUUACCUGAGCCCCUUGCCGUGCCUGCAGUUCCCUAAGGCAGAAGUGGUUCCCAGCAUGCAGUGGCAAUGACUCAUCUCUGCUUGCUUCUAGAUGCAGCUGGGGGCAGUGGUUAUCCAGGUUCUUGGCUGGAUGUUGGUUUGGAGCAGUUGGGGCAUCCUGGAGAUCCUCUCGAGGUCGAUGGAUUCCCGACUUCGUCGUCGUUUGCUGUCCUCCCGUCUGAGAGCAGUCCCACAGAGACAGACCGAGAGGCUGUGCAGGAGGCAGAAUACCCAGGAGGUGGCAGCGGCUCCCUGCCAGCCUAUGGAGCAGAAGCAGAGGGGAUGCGAGCCGCCGCCAUGCCAGUGAUCGCAAAGCCCGGACAAGGCCACCGUGGCAGAGUGUAUGAAGUUUUUCAAACAGACUCAGAUGUGGACACCAAGAGACCUCCGAGCAUUUCUCCCACCCCAGGCAGUCAAAGUGGUUUUGAGACAAGGGAGGUGCUGAAGUACUUUCUGAUCGGCACAGCAGUAGUGGCCAUCACUGUGCUAAUUGCAGUCCUGCUGUGCUGGGUCCGGAUGCGGCGGCAGCAGAGAAAAGAGUGGAUCUCUGCAGCUUCCACACAGCAGCUGGAAACCAUCAGCUGCCCUGCAUCCCCGCAGACCUGGAGCAGCUGCCCCAGCACACCUGAGUAUGAGGAUGAACACCAGCAACUUCUGCCACCCUGUUCCCCUCCAGCAUCCCCACCUUCCUUACAUAGGCCCCCUCCCUCAUGCUCUGCCAGCCCAUCCCCAGCUGCCCUAAUGCCACACGACCCACCCAGCACCCUACUGCCCCUGUGCCCCACCAGCCCUUCCCCAUCUCAUACAUUCUACACCCCACCCAGCAGCCCUGAGCCCCAGCCCGAACAGCCCCCCCAACCCCUGCACACACCGGUUGAGGCCUCUAGCAAGGGCACAAGGAGGCCUAUCAAGGUUAAGUGGCAGAUUUACCGCCCCAGAACCUUCCACCACCAGUUCCGGGGAACAGAGUUUUCUCCCCGGAUCAAAAGGGACAGAGUGCUCAGGUAG